UUUUUUUGGCCGGGUUCACCCCUCGAGAAGUCACGUGAUACACAUGAUGUCGUCCACGUAGCUAAGCAGACGAGGUACAGGCGUCGUCUUCAGGUGACGUUGCCUGGGUCCUAGUGGACAAAGAGAAGGAAGAUGUUGGAAAGAGCGGGCCUGACUUGUACGUCCAGCUUCCUCGAGAGGGUAGCAGGGGAACAGAGCAACGCGCGACGGUCCUUAAAAAAAAUUUUUUUAAGGGAAAUAAAAAAUGAGGGUGGUGUCGAGUCCUAUUCUCCACUUAUUGCUUUGUUGGAUAAUCAGCCAUUUCAGUCGCCUAAAAUCUCUAAGGCUCCCUCAAUGGAAGCAAACAUUGUCAUAGGAGACGUGAGCUGAUCUGUCAUUGCGACGUUAUAGAGCAGCAGGUUGAAAA
Messenger RNA from Acaromyces ingoldii, 406 nucleotides. RefSeq lists its product as hypothetical. The record is from RefSeq and is a predicted model, not a curated record. Lineage: Eukaryota; Fungi; Basidiomycota; Exobasidiomycetes; Exobasidiales; Cryptobasidiaceae. The transcript has a single exon. The coding region runs from base 133 to 369 and encodes 78 amino acids.